Messenger RNA from Calliphora vicina (urban bluebottle blowfly), 1591 nucleotides. It is a transcript of the gene Cep89, whose product is annotated as Centrosomal protein 89kDa. Bases 59 to 1591 code for a protein of 510 amino acids. Gene Ontology annotation, cellular component: centriole; ciliary transition fiber. The transcript is spliced from 2 exons. Gene Ontology annotation, biological process: cilium assembly; mitochondrion organization; chemical synaptic transmission. Lineage: Eukaryota; Metazoa; Arthropoda; Insecta; Diptera; Calliphoridae. The record is from RefSeq and is a predicted model, not a curated record.
AAGAAAUUUUUAUCAAAAAACAAAAGAAAAAUUAUUAUUAAAUGAUUGUUCAAAAGAAAUGACAACAACUACAAGAAGAAAUGUUAUUAUUACCGAUCUGGACCAAUCGGACACCCAAAUUGGCGCACACGAUGAGAGUCAUCGUAAGGUUCAUAAAAAACGCACGAAAGACAAAGCAUUGCAUACGUUUUCGGGCAAUUUCAAUAGACGCUCUCAGAGUGCAGAAGGCUCGAAGGAGGAUAAGGUUGGAAAAAAUUCUAAACAAACUAGUUAUUUUAAUGAAUUGCUGCAGUCAAAAGACCAACAAAUGGAAAAAUUACUUCAGCGUUUGGCCACAUUGCAUAAAUUCAAUGAACAAUUUGCCGAUGAAAAUCAACGUCUUCUUAACGAUGCCAAAUGCCUGGAACAGCGUAUUACUGCAUUGCAACAUCAAAUAGCAGAUUGUAACAGGUGUCGCAAGCUGGACCAUGAGUUAUCCAAGCGUGUGGAGGACAACAAACUGUUGACAGCCGAUGUGAACAUGAUGAAAACUCUAGUCUAUCGCUUAAAUGUACAAAUUGAACGUUACCAAGAUUGCUUAAGGCAAGGGACAACGUCAGAUGAAAAAUCAACUCAAAACUCAAAUAUUAAGUCUUCCAUUUCACAGUGGCAACAAGGACGUCUACGUACUCACACCUUGUCUCCUCUACUGCAAGCUUAUGAUGAAAUGUUAUGUGACAAAGAGGAUUUAAUUCAACAAUACACCCAACAGUUUGAGCAUUUCACAGGGGAAUUGAAAAUUGUAAUAGAGGAAAACAAUCGCUUGCAGCAGGAGAUUGAGAAUCUCAGACGAGACGGUGGUAAUUGGCGCGAGGAAAGGACCAGACUACAAGCUCAAUUGGAUAUUUGCCGGCAAAAAGCUGAUUCCCAAACCAGAAAAACUGAUUUGGCUAAAGAAAAACUCGUUGAGGUGAUGCAUUGUUAUGAGCAAAAGAUUCAGACUUUAGUACUCGACAUGGAACAUUUGCAGAGCGCCUACACACGCUGUAAAGCCGAAUUGGCCUCACUGAAAAGUCUUGCCGCCCUGCCACAAGACACCAUUGCUACAUCGUUACAAGAAUGUAAGGAACUUCUGGAACAGCUGCGUCAGCAACAUAGCAAAGAGAAACAUUCGUUGGAACGUACCAUUGGCGAGCUUACCGAACGGCAUUCAAACGUGGACGUGAAAAUAGAAAAACUUAAACAUGACAACUCUAAGCUGAAACAGGAACUUGAAGAGCACAUUUCACAAACAAACGAGCUGCGCAAGCGUAAUGUUUCUCUGCAACGUUCCGUGGAAAAGGUCAAGCGUUCUCGUGACCGUCUAAAAGCUCGACUACGUAUUGCUUUACAGUGGGCCCAAAAACUUGAAGAGGGUCAAGCCAAUUUACAAAAUACCUGGGAUGCUCUUAAACGUUUGGAAACCAUAGUCAAACAUAAGGAGUCUCAAGUACGUGGCCUGCAUGCUAGACACUUGCAGGAAAUAGAUAAAUUAGAGAAGAAAUUGGCACAAAAAGAGGAGACUAUUAAGACCAUACUAAGAGAUCGACUCAACGUAAAGACAAAUCGAUAA